Mizuhopecten yessoensis (Yesso scallop) is the source of this 963-nucleotide messenger RNA. RefSeq lists its product as uncharacterized. The coding region runs from base 376 to 948 and encodes 190 amino acids. The record is from RefSeq and is a predicted model, not a curated record. The transcript is spliced from 3 exons. NCBI's taxonomy places the organism in Eukaryota, Metazoa, Mollusca, Bivalvia, Pectinida, Pectinidae.
AUGACGCCAUUAUCAAAAAUAAGAUGUAAAAUUCAUGAUUUAUUUACUAGUCAUGUUGAUUAACAUGUUAAUCAUUAUAUACCAGACAUUUGAUUCACCUAUUUUAGGGUUCAACAUAUUUUUAGCGAAUGAAACAUUAUAUUCUGAAUCUAGCAUGUCUCAGAAUUUGCAUUCAAAUCCGGUGUUGUUACAAGACAUAAGGCGGUGUUGGGAUGGGAUCUAUUGACAGAUUUACUAGUAUUUUUAUGGUUAAUUACGGUAUGCAUUAUGUUGUGAUCGUGUAUGAACGUCCCCUGUGAGACGAUAACUAGACGGGGUCGAUAUAUGGGACAAUAUGCAGUACUUUGCCUAGAUAACUAGUAAUUUGGAGGGAGGAUGAAGUCGCCAGUCCCUUGGUCAAGAUAUCAAGGAAGCAAUGCCCAUGAGACACCUCGGUACAAGAUCAUAUCCAUGUCCUCCCACGGCGGGUUGAUAUUGUUCCGGGGGAUUCCCUCUGCUUACAUCGACCGAACAGGGCAUUUUGGAAUAUGGUCUAUUGAGAGAUUCUUCAUGAAUGCGGUGUUCUUGGCGUGUCGAAAAGGGUAUUUUGAUCGUACUAAUCUUGAUGAUGAGUCUACGAGUGUUUUCAUGGUCGGUCAGAGUCUGAGACUGUCAACUCAUCUUUACCGCGACAUUGCACAUUUAUCUUCAUCCGAUCUCCUUGUAACGAGUAGAGCAGCUGCGGUAGGACGCACUUCUAUGACCAAUUUAUACAUCCUGUCAUGCGCAGACACAAAAAUGGAGCUUGUCAGAUGCACAACUACUCUCGUCCACACUAGUAUUGACUCCAGACGCCCGACACCACUGCCAGAAUGGUUCGAAGACAAGUAUACAUCAAUUACAGAUACAAAUUUGGACUUUUUGAAAAAUGGUAUCAAAACUAAACGAGAAUAUCAAAACGUUCCUUAAGAAUGUUUCCACAUG